Gopherus flavomarginatus (Mexican gopher tortoise) is the source of this 2834-nucleotide messenger RNA. It is a transcript of the gene CDH15, whose product is annotated as cadherin 15. Gene Ontology annotation, biological process: adherens junction organization; cell-cell junction assembly; cell morphogenesis. The record is from RefSeq and is a predicted model, not a curated record. The transcript has 14 exons. Lineage: Eukaryota; Metazoa; Chordata; Testudines; Testudinidae. Gene Ontology annotation, cellular component: plasma membrane; catenin complex; adherens junction. The coding region runs from base 82 to 2448 and encodes 788 amino acids. Gene Ontology annotation, molecular function: cadherin binding; calcium ion binding.
AAGAGAGUCGCUCCCACUCCGAGCCCUGCGGUCCCUGCCCGAGGCACUGACACUGCCAGUCUGGGGACCGACCAGACCGGGAUGGAAAGCUCCUGCCUUCUCGCCUUCUGCCUCCUGGCGCCUCUCUGGGCUAAGGGCAUCAACCUCUCCCAGGGGGAGGCUGGCCUCCCCGCCAGCCCCCUGGUCCUGUAUCCGUGGCGACAGCGAGCUGGGCCCAGCAGGGUGAAGAGGGCCUGGGUGAUCCCACCCAUCAGCGUGUCCGAGAACCACAAGCGCAUCCCCCAUCUCCUUGUGCAGAUCAAGUCGGAUAAGCAGCUGCCUGGGGGCGUCAUCUACAGCAUCAAGGGGCCGGGCGUGGAUGAGGAACCCCUGGGCAUCUUCUCCAUUGACAAGUUGAGUGGGAAGGUCUUCCUCAACACCAUGCUGGACCGAGAGAAGAACGACCGCUUCCGGUUGAGGGCCUUUGCCCUGGACCUGGGGGGCGCAACACUGGAAGAUCCCACCGACCUGGAGAUUGUUGUGGUGGACCAGAACGACAACCGGCCCCUGUUCCAGCAGGAGGUUUUCACGGGGCACGUGGUGGAGGGAGCCGUUCCAGGCACCUACGUGCUGAAGGCAGAAGCCAUAGACGCUGAUGACCCCGACACGGACAACGCAGCCCUGCGAUACUCCAUCCUGGAGCAGGGCUCCGCUGGGCUUUUCAGCAUCAAUGAGACCACAGGCGAGAUCCGCACCGCGCAAGUGGGGCUGGACCGCGAGGUGGUGAGUGUGUAUAACCUGACCCUCCAAGUGGCCGACAUGUCAGGCGAUGGCCUCACCACCACAGCCACAGCCGUGAUCUACGUGGACGACAUCAAUGACAACCCACCCGAGUUCACCAAGCCGGAGUUCUCCCUGGAGGUGCUGGAGAACACGAGUGGCGUGGACAUCGGCCGGCUCCUGGUGCACGACAAGGACCUGCCCGGCUCCCCCAACUGGCUGGCGCGAUUCACCAUCCUGGAGGGUGACCCGGACGGGGCCUUCGCCAUCCGCACCGACCCCCGCACCAACGACGGCGUUCUCUCCAUGGUGAAGGCCCUGGACCACGAGGGGCGGGACCACUUCACACUCACCGUCUCCGUCCAGAACCAGAACCAGCUGCACCCAUCGGCCCCCCAGACCACUCGGGCCCUGGCCAUGGUGCAGGUGCAGGUUCAGGACGUGAACGAGGCACCUUUCUUCCCCGAGAACCCCCGGCUGGUCAGGGUGGAGGAGGGGGCACCGCCUGGCACCGAGCUCACCACCUUCAGUGCCAGUGACCCCGACACCCGCCAUCCUCAGGCCCUCAGUUACUCCCUGGCCUAUGACCCGGCCGACUGGCUGCUGCUGGACCCGCGCUCCGGGAGGGUGCAGACCAAGCGGGCGCUGCCAGGCCACUCGCCCUUCCUGCAGGGCAGCUGCUACACCGCUGUCAUCCUGGCCAGCGAUAAUGCUGACCCACCGCACACAGCCACUGGCACCUUGUCCAUCGAGAUCGUGGAAGUGAACGACCACUGGCCGGCCCUGCUGCCGCUGGCGGGCGUCAUGUGCAGCGAGCCCAGCAAGGGGCAGGGGCUGCUGCUGAGCGCCAUAGAUGAGGACCUGCCGCCCCACGCUGAGCCCUUCCACUUCCGCCUCAACCCGGACGCCCCCCAGCUCGCCCACAACUGGAGCCUCAGCCAGCUCAACGCGACCCACGCGGUGCUGGCAUUGCUGGUGCCGGUGCCCACAGGGCUACACUCCCUGCCGCUCCUGCUCAGCGACUCCGGGAAGCCACGGCAGGAGCAUGUGCAGCUGCUGAACGUCUCCGUGUGCCCCUGCGAUGAGGGGGGCAGCUGCCAGGCCAGCGUAGCGGCUGCAUCGACGGCUGGGGUGGGGCUCAGCUUUGGGGCCCUGAUGAUUAUCCUCAGCAGCAUCAUCCUGCUUGUGUCGCUGGCCCUGCUGGCGGCCGUCCGGGAGCGCUGCCUCCGGCGGCCGCAGCACGAGGGGCUGCUGGGGAGCUCGCAGGACGACCUGCGCGACAACAUCCUCAACUACGACGAGCAGGGCGGGGGCGAGGAGGACCAGGGCGCCUACGACAUAAACCAGCUCCGCAAUCCCGACUUCUUCCCCCGAGCCUGCCCCCGGGGCAAGCAGCCGACCCGGAGAGACGCUCCCUACAGCUACGCCACCCCCCCCUAUCCAUGGAAACUGCCUGCCAGCCCCUCUGACAUCGAAGACUUCAUCAACGAGGGGCUAGAAGCAGCCGACAGCGACCCCAAUGUCCCCCCCUACGACACAGCCCUCAUCUACGACUGCGAGGGCUCCGGCUCCGUGGCCGGCUCGCUCAGCUCCAUCGUGUCCAGCCUGACAGAUGGCGACCAGGACUAUGACUAUCUCAGCGAGUGGGGUCCGCGCUUCCGUCGGCUGGCGGACCUGUACGGGCACUAGGGCCAGGGCAGGGAGGGGGACUCAGGGACCAGGAGGGCAGAGCUUGCUCCUGAGCGGCAGGGAAUCCUGCAAGUAGGGGGCUGGGCCCUGCCCAGCGCCAGCAGAGCCUGGGAGCAGCCGCCUCUGCAGGAUGCGCCCAUACAGCUACCGAGCCCUGGACACUGAACACCUGAACAGCACCAGCCUUGGGAACAAGCUGCUUCUAACAGCAGAGUCAGCCCAGGGCCCAGGCAGCGCCCCCCCAUGCCAGGGGCUAGGCUGGGCGAAGCCACUUCCUGCAGCUCAGCCCUGCCUCUGCCCAUGCGCCUGCCCCAGGAGGGCUCAGGGAUGUGAGAACUGCACGGACACCCACACGCCCAGCUCGACCUGCAAUGACUGCUGAGCCA